Molecule: messenger RNA, 8495 nt
Organism: Diaporthe batatas
Lineage: Eukaryota; Fungi; Ascomycota; Sordariomycetes; Diaporthales; Diaporthaceae
Exons: 2
Coding region: 364-3759 (1131 amino acids)
Biological process (GO): chromatin remodeling; regulation of DNA-templated transcription
Cellular component (GO): nucleus
Molecular function (GO): ATP-dependent H2AZ histone chaperone activity
Source: RefSeq, a predicted model, not a curated record
CAGGGGUCGAGCCGCCUGGACCCGUCUGGGGUCAGCCCUGCCAGUGAUGUCACAUGCUAAGACAAGCCUACGGUCUAAACCCAUGCUACACUGAGCAGCUACGAUACAGCGCCCAUUUUACUGCGAAGAAGCCAUUCAACUUUUUUCAGUCUUCACCACAACAUCCCCGUCCAUUUACGCAGACAACGCGACGACGCGCGCCACACAACGCAUCGCCCUUCGACUCGACGAUCACUGCCUCGAAGCCACAUUGCGCAAAGAUUCGCAGUGCCCCACGAUGAUCCAAUAGACAAGUAGAGGCCCAAACUUUUAUCCGGUUCUGUUCGAAUCCCGGCAGCCUGUGAUGGGCGCACGACAAACACGAUGGCAACGGACCCCGAAGACCAGCCCUCACCCGUCCCGGAACCCUUGACCGACGGAGACAGCCAUGCCACAAGCAGCGACUCCGACAGCGACUCGGGCGAGUCGCCCGCACCCCAGGUAGAAUGGCUAGCCACGGCACGCGCGAAGCGGUCCACCGCCGGCAACCGCAUGAAGUCGAUGCUCGCCAACGAGGAGCCCGCCGACGAGGACUCGGACCUGGAGCUGCUGUUCCAGGAGGACGAGGACGACGCCGGGUUCAGCGACAGGGGCCAGGACGACGGCUCCGACGCGCAGAUGGACUCGUCCGACGACGAGGACGAGAACGAGGCCGAGGCCGAGGACGAGGGCGAGAAGGAGCUGCAGCGCAAGGAGCGCGACAAGAAGCUCGCGGCCCGCAAGCGCAAGGCCCAGCAGGCCAUCCCCGCGCGGUUCAGGAAGAAGGUCCGCAUCAGCCAGCCCCCGACGCCGACCAGCACCACCGCCGAGCCGCCCAAGCCCCGGCCCAAGAAGAAGUCGGAGCGCGCCAGCUGGCUGCCCUCGGCCGCCGACAUGCCCACGCGCUCGUCCGACCGCAAGACCACCAGGCUCAGCAAGGAGCAGCUGCACAACCAGAUGGUCGAGCGCGAGGAGCGGCGCAAGAGGCAGGUGGAGCUCAUGGAGAAGAAGGCCAAGAAGCUCGAGGCCAUGAAGAAGCCGCCCAUGACGCAGGCCGAGAGGCUCGCCGAGGCCGCCCUGGUCGAGGAGACGAACUCAAAGAGCCUCAACAGGUGGGAGGAGGCCGAGAAGGUGCGCGAGGAGGAGCGCCGGGCCAAGCUGGCGGCGCUGAACAACCGCCGGCUCGAGGGCCCCGUCGUCACCAUGUGGAGUGGCAUCGUCGACCUCAGCGAGACCCAGCUGAAGAACGUGGGCAAGCUGGUGUCCAUCGAGGAGAAACCCAAGCGGAAGAGGCCGUCCACUGCCGCUUCUACUGCCGCAAAUACGGGCGCGAAUACGGGUGCGAAUACCGCCGCGCCGAGCCCCAAGCCAGACCAACCAUCCACAGCCGUCUCGAAUGCAGGCACUGCGGCUACGGCCAGUCCCAAGGCGGAGACAGCAGCUUCAGAGACAGUCCCCCCUACGCCGAUUGCACAAGAAGGCUCCACCCUACAGACUGUGCCAGAAACACAAGGAGAGCCAAAAGGCCCCAAGAAAGAGGCGGCUGAGCAAUCCGAGAGUACUGUUACACAGGUGCCUACUGAGAAAUCCACGACUGAGUCUUCAGCUACUGGAAACCCAACAACUCAGCCUCUGGCGAGUGAGCAAUCUACGUCAGAACAGCCUGCUGCUGUACAACCUACAACAGCACAGCCUACGACUGAACAAAACUCAACUGGGACAUCCACGGCUGGGCAACCUGUGACUGGGCAGAACACCGCUGAGCCGACGACGAGUGGGCAACUCACGACGGGGCAGCCUGCGACUAGCCAACCUUCAACGGAGCAAAUUACGACCCAAAAAGCUACAAACGAGCAGAUCAGCACUCAGCAGACGCCGCCUUCAUUACCAACGGCCACCGCACCCGCAGCUGCACCCCUUUCUGCACCCGCGCCCACGACAGUGCCGGUAUCAACGCCAGUGCCGGCGCCCAUAGCACCAGUCACCAUCCCACCUCGCCCUCUAUCUGCCUCGAGGCCCCAGUCCAUGUCACCAGGAAUCCCGAGUCCCGGCAUAUUCGCUCCCAUGGCACACGCUCGUGGGACACCUCCCCCGAGGCCUCUGUCUGCGUCCCCAGCAGCCUCGGGCCCAGCAGCAUCGCCCCCGGUUUCAGGCCCUUCUCCUCUCUCCGUGCCUCCGAAAUCGAGAAAUAUGUCCCCUUCGAUGCCCUCGCCACCCGUCAAGACGGAGCCGCAGAGCACCUCACAGCUGCCCUUGGCCCUUAGGCCGGAUAUAGGACCGCGGUUUAUGCCGCCUCCGAAUCCUCAUCUCACCCAAUCGCCCCAGCCGAGUGUCCUUGCCCCUCCAGUCGGCAUGCCCAGCAUGUUCAAUGGACCGGUGCCGGUCUUGGGAUACGCGGCUCAACAUCCUCCUCGCCCCGCUGGCCUGGCUGCCCCAAAUGGCUCUCACUCGCCUUCGCCUCUGAACCCCUCGUCACCUGCUGCGGCUCCCAUCCCAAUCCCAGGAUCAAAUCAAGCACCCAACCCACUUUCCGCUUUCCCAAGCCCAUUCCAACAACCUCCUCCCGCACCGCAACCAUCAGCAAUCCAUACAACGGCUAGCUUUCAGCCGAUAAUGCCAAUCGCGGCACCUGUGCCCGCCGUUCCGGCUCCAGGUCCGGCUCCAGGUCCAGGUCCAGCCUCAGUUCCAUCGCCAGGAGCGGCUCCUGCUCCGACCGGAACUCCCGCGAAGCUUACCAAGAAGCAACAGAAGGAGGCAGCAGCCAGCGCUAAGAAGGCCGCCAAAGCUGCAGCUCCGAAGAAGCCCCCUCCUCCACCUCCCAAAUCCCCAUCGCCCGAGCCGCCUCUGGAAGGCAAAGUCACCCGCAGCUGCAUCAUUCUCCAAGACUUUGACGAAGACGCCAUCAAGAAGCCCGAUGUCCAGACCCAGAUCCUGUUCGGCCGCAAGAUGACCAAGCUGGCGAAACCCACCCCCGCGCCCCUGUGCGUCAUCACAAACCACCCAGCCAAGUACAGGGACCCCAAGACGGGACUGCCAUACCACAACGCCUACGCCUUCAAGGAGAUCCAGAAGCUCGUGGCGGGCGACUUCAAGUGGAGCCAGCUCACGGGCACGUGGGUGGGCCGCGGCGACGACGCGGCCCAGGGCGUGCCCGCGCGGUUCACGCGCCCCGAGACGGAGGAGGAGAGGAAGGAGAGGCUCGAGCGCAAGGAGAGGGAGAAGAAGGAGGCCGAGGAGCGCAAGGCGCGGGAGGAGAAGCUCGCCGCGGAGGAGAAGGCCAGGCUCGAGGCUGCUGGGCCACCGCCGCCGCCGCCGACGACGACGACGACGACGAAGAGUACUGCCUCGUCCACUGGGCUGGUUCCGACGGCGCCGAUGGGCACAACCCCUGCCCCGAUGGCCCCGAUGGCACCGAUGGGACAGGGUGCCGACGCCCAGGCGGCGCCUGUCGCUUCUGGCUCGGUGCCGCUGCCAAACACCAUCCCGGCGCCUGCGACCGCGCCUGCGGGAUUACCUCCCCCGCCGGCGGCGAUACCACCGUCGAUACCGCCGCCUGGUGGUGAUACAAAGGCAACAGUAGGACCGGCCCCACAGGCAGGACCGGCCCCGACGGUGCCUGGGCGGGCCGCGACAACUGGUGGAAUGCCCGCUGCCGCUCCCGUUGCGGCAGAUACCGACACCGUCAUGACGCCAGCACCGCCGCUUGGAUCCGGUGUGGACCAGGCGGGGCCCGCCGCCUAGUCCCUGGAACAGCUCGCGAGGCUGGCUCCGGAUAGGCUGUAGCGGGUUAGAUACAGGGUUAUAAAGAUACUUGAUUCAGACAGCCGCCACUCCUGGUCCUUAUUAUUCCAUUCCCCCCUCUCGUGAAGUCGCAAUGCGUCGGGCAAUGCAGGAAAAGUAGGGGCACAUUGUGCCAGGCAGGCCACGGGAUGGCGGCGGAAGUGUCGAGUGGUGACUUUGCUCUAUGCUGAUCGCAGUCUCAUCCCACUGACGUCUGAUCGAGUUAUAACGUUGUUCGUCGUGAUUCAUUGCGUCCUAGAGGAUACAUACAUCCCGAGCCCCACCGUCUCUUUCCUCUGGGAACGUCCUUCUGCCUUGAAGAACUACACCUGUAUUCCCAUCUGUCGUGACUGUGUGGGAACUGUACAGCAGGUACGAAAUCGUGGUGGCAUAACCGUCCUCACGAAAUCAGAAAAGAUGGAUGCUUCUUAAAAAUCCGGCUCACAAGGGCGCCCCAAAAUCAAUUGACUCCAGUGGUAUCUCCUCCAAAUCCAACCGUCAAAAAAUUCAUCCAGGCCGUAGACGACCAUGCGCAGUGAUACGAAAUGCCGCCCCAUCUCAACCCGAACCCAAAACCUCCUUUCCAAGAGACCAGAUGCUGGUCAAAGCCGCCAAGGGGUACGUAUUUAUGCAUCCACCACGCACGUCAAGGCUUAUAAGCCUCCUCCGCCACAAGCGUCUCCUCCUCCCAGCACUUCUCCAGCCACCGCUCCGUCACCACAUACGGCCGCCUGAGGUCCUCCCUCUCGCUGACCCGGGCGUUGAUCCCCAUCGCCACCUCGCCCGCGCCGUCGGCAUCGCCCCCGCUGACGACGACAACAUGCGUCACGUCGCCGUCGCCAAGGUCGGCCGCGACCUCGCCGCCCCCGAACCGGACCCACGCAUCCAGGCGCGCCGUCGUGAGCCGGUGCUCCUGGCCCGCGACGUGCGCGAGCAGGACACGGCACCGCCGGAACACGUAGCCCCGCGAGCGGGGCAGCUCGUGGCCGCGGGCCUCGAGCUGGUCGUAGAAGGCGCCGUUGUCGAAGCCACGCGCCGCGGUGUUGUCGCCGUCGUCCGCCAUGCGGUCCUCCCUCCAGCGCGCGAAGAGCCGGUCCAUCUCGUCCCCGUCCAGGUCGCGGUGGUAGCUGUCGCCGAGGGGGUCCGUGUUCUCGAGGGCGAGGGCGCGCAUGUCGUCGGGCGCGAGGUAGAGGUGCUCGUCCUCGUAGGGCAGGAGGUAUUGCUGUCUGGCGCAGUCGACGAGCCACUUGGGGCUGAUGAUGUAGGCCACGCCCUCGGUCCUGGCCAGCGAGUUGACGAGCACCGUCUUCCUGUCGCCGACGCCGAUCGCGGUGCCCUCGGCGACCUUCCUGGCGUCCUGGACGAUGGAGCCGCCGUGCUCUCGCACGAGGUUCUGGAGGUCCCUCUCUAGCAUGUCUAGGGCCUCGGACCCGGACGGUAUGUAGAACGCCAUGCCCUCGAACAGCUUGGACUUCUCGAACACGACGGCGCCGUCGUUCUCGGGGAGGUACAAGCCUGUCUUUGCCUUCUUCUUGGGUGCUUUCUUCCUCUUCUCCUCAUAUUCGAUCUGUCUCUUUUGGUCCUCCCCCUUUUUGAUCUCGAAGCGGACUUCGUUCCACUGGUCAAUAUCGAGGGCAUCAGUCCAGCUCUUGUCAGUGCGUAUGCCUUUGAAGCGAGGAAAGCGCAACGUCUUCAUGACACUGAAAGAAUUGGAGUCCUCGACGCUGGAGGCUUUGACCUCGAUCACGAUCGACUGGCUUGGUCGGAUCCACCGGUCUGGCUUUUCUGCGUACCUCUCCCCGCCAGCCAGCUCGAUGUAUUGUCUUGCGCGCUUUGGGUUCCAGUCCUGCCACUUGUCCUCCGGGAGGAGACGUUGGAUCUCUUCGUAAUCCUCCAUCUUUAUGCCACCACCGACCUUAAAGAAACUGUAAAACUUCUCGGGAUGAGCAGUCCCCGCUUCGAUCUCCCUCUGGCUUGCCCUUAGUCCGCAGAGGAAACUUGAGAGAAUCCCACCCCGUCUUCCGGUGCCAUAGUACCCGCCUAUGAUGACACAAUCCAGGGUCUCGCCGUAGUCUUUCAUGUAGUCGGGCUUGAUCUUGAUCCAGUGGUAGGGGCGACUGUUUAGGUAAUACUCAGCGUGCGGGUUCUUGAGCAUGAUGCCCUCCGCAGAGUCCUGGAUGAUCUGGCGAAGGUACGGCUCGAUUUCCGAAGGCGACGUGCAAACCUGGUGGGGGUGGAUUUCGAACCGCCCAGGGACAUCCUGGAUGAUGUAUUCCAGUAACUCGUGCCGUUUCGCGAGUGGCGUGGCGGUCAGGUCUUUAUCGUUGUACAACAAGAUGUCGAAAACCCGGUAUAGAGGUCUGGGUUUCUCUUCGUCGUGCGGGUUCCUCUGCGCGUGUAUCGCGUGAGUCUUCAGAGUCCCGAAAGUGACCAUCCCGCCUUUCUUGGGGUCGAACCCAACCAUCUCCCCGUCCAGAAUGCAGUUUGGCACGCUGCGGAAUGAGUUUCCCAGAUGCCGUGUAAGGGCCGAAUUGGCAUCGUCAACUGACUCCCCAUACAGAUAUGUGUAGUCCUUACCCCGUUUGGACCAGAACUUGAAACGGUAUGCACCGUCCUCCAUCUGAACGUGCAUGAGCAUCCUCUCCCCAUCGACCUUCUCCUCCAUCCAGAACGUCGGGUCGUCUGCAGGAAGCUUGAGUUGGCGAACGAUCUUGUCCCAGGUCAUGGCAUUGCUGGCGGUUGGUGCAAGCUGGGGCAUGAAAUUAUGCAUUAUAUGGAGUCUCUGGUCGUCCUCCCCGAUGCGAAUUUCCGGGUCCGUGAGCUGCCGACAGACAUCGCGCAGGUCGGAGUUGACAUUGAAGAGGUCCACGCCAUCUGGGUGCCAUUUUGUCAGGACGGAUUUCUCGGAUACACCCACCCUGAUCUGCUUAAGUAUGAUGCGGAUGAGCCACUGCAGCUCCAGGGCGGACAUGUGCAGGUAGAAGUCAUCGAGGAUUGGGAGCUGGUCGGCCUCUCUGCUAGAGCCUGCCAACUGGUCAAGCAGCUCGUUCACGCGUGAUAUGCUCAUGGUGCCAAAGCCCUCUAUCUCGACGCGCUUUUGCAAGGCCUGAUAACAGCGUCCUGCGAAGUCACCAGCCAUGCGGGUCGCCUCGGUCUGGCCGGGGUUCUUCCAGUUAUUGAGACUCUUGGCAUCUGGGUUGUUGUUGGAGAUGCCGAGGAGCUUGACGAGCCGCUUCGCAAUAGUCUGCUCCUUGAGUCCGUAUACCGAGCGCUCGCUGUCGAUUUGCGGACAAAUGAGGCGCAUGGCCGGGUAGAUGUCAUUCCCGACUUCUUGGCGCCAUCUGGAAAAGAAACCUUCGAGGACCUCAUUCGUGUGCACCCUCGUCGACUUGGCUUCCACCUUGAUUCUUCCUACGCCUGGGGCAUGGGUGAAAUGAGUGGGUGCGGGGCCCUUCUUCAAGGGUUCAAAGAGGUCCUUGACAAGCUCGGCGAAUGGUAGGGUGGGAGAAUGGUUGUGAGGGGCCGGCUGGCUGGGUUGACUCAUGAUGGGCGAGAGGCUUGUGAGGUCAAGAAGGGAUGGGUGUGUGUGACGGUUGGUUGAUUGGGCAGAUGAUGGAUAUUAGAUCAUGCUGGUGUUGGGAAUUGGAUGGGGAUAGGGCCAUUCGGCAUGUUGAUGGAGAACGCGACGCGCGACGGGCGUGAACGUGUGCGUGUAGGUGAGAGUGAAGUGCUGCCUGGGACAUGCGGCGCGGUUGCCUCGCCAGAUCAUGUGAAGUGAAGCUUACAUCAGCUCGAGCCAACCGCAGACCAACAGCCAGCAGGCCAACAGCUUGAACAGGCAGACAUUAAUGUGCACGCUUUUAUGUUUACAGCGCUGACCGUAAUAUUUUAUCAUAUCCAUCGGUUCCAAAGUCAGUGCAGCGCAACUCGCACUCAUGCCUGCACAUACAAAAGCUGACCGACCACACAGCCCACACAGCGUCCCAUUGCUCUGGUAAUCUGAUCAGACAAUAAAAGAGGACCCAUCUCGAUGUGUGGGGAUCCGAGGAAGCUCAAAAGUCAAUUGCACUAGUGUUGGUGUUGAAUCAUAUUGUCAGACUGUCGAGCAAGAGAGUCACCACGUUGCGUGCUCAACCCGGCUAAUAUGACAGUGUGGUGCACCCACACCGGGACACGUGCCGAACAUAUCCACGUAUCCACAGAUCUGGGGCACUGGCCGUCUGGAGCAAGAUCUCCAUGUCGGAAAAUACAUUCAGAAAUGGUCCUCGCCUGUGAGUAGUAGUGUUGAGAAGGGCUGAGAGGGUGCACACAGUACCUAGGCAGGCAGGUGAAGGAUGGCAGGAUGACAGGAUGGGAGGAUGGCCCCUGCGGCGAUCUCCUCGCCCGGGAGUUGGAGUGGUUGGUUGCAUCAUUACCCUGUAAUGGCUGUCACACUAACUCUGCGGGUUCCCGUCGUGGUGGGACCUGCAAAGGGGGUCGCGUGCCGCCGACGGGUGGUGGGACUGGGAAAGCUUUCAUGCAGAAGACGGCGGACAGGGGGCCCGAAGGAGGCGAACAGCAAAACCUCCAAGGUGGUCUGUCAUUUGGAAUAAAAAUACAAGCAGAGACCGCAUCAUGGACAUCAAGCCACGCCGUCUUCAGGGCCUUGCCGUGCGAGAGACGGAAGCCAUCGGGACCGGCUGGACGGGCUUAGUUGG